This is a messenger RNA of Limanda limanda (common dab), 3222 nucleotides long. RefSeq names its product NACHT, LRR and PYD domains-containing protein 12. The record is from RefSeq and is a predicted model, not a curated record. Gene Ontology annotation, cellular component: cytoplasm. Gene Ontology annotation, molecular function: protein binding. The transcript has 9 exons. Bases 106 to 2808 code for a protein of 900 amino acids. NCBI's taxonomy places the organism in Eukaryota, Metazoa, Chordata, Actinopteri, Pleuronectiformes, Pleuronectidae.
GAAGCUGCAGUUCAUCAUAUCUCCUCCAUUCAAAACUCUUAAUACACCGUCUGUGUUCAAACUCGUUUCAAUCGUUUUCCAGCGACGCUUCGUUCAAGUGACACGAUGGACAAAGACGCUGUGCUGACUCAUGUCCUGAAGCAGAGAAGAACUCCUUCACUUCUUGGAGGAGAGCAGCCCGUCGGUGUGAUGAGCAGCAGUAGGUACGUAUCCCAGCGGACAGACAGAGAGGUGGAGAACCAGCGGACAGACAGAGAGGUGGAGAACCAGCUGCCCUCCCUCGAUCACGCCAUCCUCACCGCUCUGUCUGGUGAAGUCAAGACCGUGCUCCUGGUGGGUGGAGAAGGAUCCGGCAAAACCACUGCUCUGGAGAAGCUGGUUGUGGACUGGGCCAAAGGAGAACAACACCUUCAGAACUUUACCUAUGUUUUAUACUUCGGGCUGAGGGAGAUCCGGUCUCUUAAAGACGAGCUGUCGUUGGAGACUUUACUGCAGCACCAUCACAGUCCCGUUCCCUCUGAGUUCACUCAGCUCCUUCUGCAGAAGCCUGAGGAUGUGCUGUUUGUUUUCGAUGAUCUGGAUCAAUGCAAACUUUCCCUGGACGCCUCCGUCCACACCCUCUGCUCUGCCCUCAGCCAGGCAGUGUCAGUGUCCUGCCUGAUAUCCAGUCUGCUUCACGGAUCACUGCUGAGAGGAGCCGCCUUUGUGGUGGCGACCAGGCCGACAGGACACCUGGAGUUUCUGAGCGGCACCAGGGUGAAGGUUUCUGGGUUCUCAAAGCCCCAAAGAGAGACUUACUUUAACGGGUUCUUCACUGACCCGGCUGCAGCUAACAAAGCACUGCUGCACAUGGAGCGGACGCUGGGUUUUUAUGAUUUCUGCACUUCCCCUAGAUUCUGUUGGACAGUUUGUUCUAUUUACAAAACUCUGAUGGAGGCUGGAGCAAAACUUCCUGACACAUUGACUCAGCUCUAUGUAGAUAUCCUGGUUCACCUGACGCAGGCGCUCUCGCUGAAGGAGGCCUCCAACAGAGAGCUGGUGCAGGCCCUCGGUGUCAUGGCCUCUCAUUGCUCCGUCAGCCAGAAUUCAAGCUGCACCAAAAAGGAACUCCACUCCUUUGGUUUUCAGAAAUUACUCCGCUCCGUUGGUGCUUUCUUGCACGUAGAUGGUGACCUGGAGUCAGAUGCAUGUGUUUUCUCUUUCACCUCCCAGCUGAUGCAGGAGUUCCUCUUGGCUGUGUCUUUCUUUUUGGACACGUCGGCAUCUGAGGGCGUGGCGAAGAUGUUGGAGAAGCACAAAGGUCACGCAGAGUUUCUAGAUCUCUUCUUGUCAGGGCUCUCGGAGCCAGUUCAGCGCAGACCCCUGGAGAUCCUGCUGGGGGAGUUCAGCUCGGAUCGUAUCUUGGAUUUUAAGAGUUGGUUUAAAAGCAGCUCAGAGGAAACACUGAAGGGAUGUUACAAGGACAGGCACCAUCGAUGCUUUCAUCUCCUUCAUCAAGCCCAAAAUCAGAGUUUGGUGAAAGAGAUCAUCUCCCCGUCAGCACAUACAGGCAUCAGCUAUGGCGACUUAAGCCUCCAGGACUGUGUCGCCCUGAACUACGUCUGGUCUUGUCUCGGUGAGAUGAAGCUGUUGAAUCUGUACACGACGAGGGAUUUCACAGAUGAGAAGGCAGAAGUCCUGGCUCCAGCUAUGAGCUUAUCACAUAAGAUACAGUUGUCAAACAGCACCUUGAGUACCGGGGCCGUCUCUCAUCUGGCGUCAGCUCUCAGCAGAGGACGCACCGAGGAGCUGGAUCUCAAUCACACCAGCCUCGGAGAUGAAAAGUUAAAAGUGCUCUGUGCGGGACUCCGGGACUGCAAACUGCACUCUUUAAUACUUCUGGGAUGCAAACUGACUGAGGCGAGCUGUGAAGAUCUGGUGUGUGCGCUGACCUCAGGCUCCUCUCAGCUGCGUGUGUUAGACAUGAUGUUCAAUCAGAUCGGUGACCUGGGCUUCAUGAAAUUGUGCAAAGCGCUGCAGAGUCCUAAAUGCAAACUGCAGCAGCUCCAGCUACGAUGCUGCGAGUUGACUGCAGUAUCCAUGGAGGCUUUAUCGGCAGCUUUGUGCUCUGGAGAAUCCGAGCUGAGAAAAGUGGACCUGACAUCGAACACAAUCGGUAAAGGUGGAGUGAGAGCUUUGUGCAAAUCGCUGCAGCACCCACAUUGUAAACUUCAGAGUCUCAAUCUGUUUGAUACCGAGCUGACGGCUCCGUGCUGUCCUCAUUUGAUGGAGGUCUUGAUGUCAGAGCACUGCUCUCUGUUAGAGCUGGAUCUGUCAGUUAAUGACUUGGGCCAUGAGGGGGCGCUGCUGCUCUGCCAAGCUCUGAGUCGUCCUGGAUGUCCAGUGGAGAAACUGGGGUUGACACGCUGCGAGUUAACACAGCAGGUCUUUAAGGAACUGGGCUCGUUGCUGAGAAGUGGAACUUCUCGACUCAAGUCCCUGAAUGUGGGUUUAAAUAAAGUUGGAGAUCAAGGGGUUAAACAUCUUUGGGAUGCUGUUGCACAUCCAGGCUGUCUGCUGGAGGAACUGGAUGUUGAAAUGACAGAUUUGACGGACGCCUGUGUUGAAGACCUGUGUGCUGCUGUAAGAGCCAGUAAGACCCUGAAGACCCUGGAGCUGAGAAACAACUCCCUGACUGAUGCGUCCGUCCCAGCCCUCGUCCAAGUCAUGGAGGACAGCUGCAGCAUGCAGGAGAUGGUCCUGAAGUACAACGACUUUUCAGAGGACGUUUUCGAGAUGAUGGAUGAGUGCGAUAGAAUAAGAUACUGAAGAAGGCGGACUAUUCCAUCUAUUCUCCACACGUUGCUACAGGGUCACAUAUUGUAAUGCUGAUGGUGAUAUUAUUACAGCUUAAGCACUGGGUGUGAGAAUCUGUUGCUUGUCUGUGUCUUAUAUUAUCUUAUCCAUCCAUCCUUCAAUUAACUAUACUCGAAUCUGCAUGUCUUUGGACUGAGGGGGGAAGUGGGAGAAACCCCAGACGGACAAAGGAAGACACACAGGCCUCUGGUCGAACCGGAAUUCAAACCAGUUAUCUGUGAGGCAACCCCUCUCUGUGUCUUAUGUGAAAGUUAAUAUCUUUAUUUGCUGACGUUGUGGUUGCUUUUCUGACAUUUCAUAGCCCAAUUGAAUAGUCGAGAAAAUAAUCACAUUAAAUCACAACGCAUUAAUCAAUGGUUAACAUUA